UCAUAUUUUUCAUUUUUGACAUUUCUCAAGAGAAAGCCAACGAGUUGCAAGCUCACCUGUUUCAUUUAAUUCCAUACCUACGUACAGAAGAUUUUGAACUUUUGGUCAAUAACAGCCACACAGCAAUUCUGUGGCCGUGCACAAAAGAACCGGGACAAUCCAUGGUUUUAAUAAUUUGUUCUCAGGAAGCUGGAAGCUGAUUUGGAUAUCCUGGCUUUUCAUUUUCAAUGGAGUAUUUGGGAUUUCCAGUGGUGUUUGCUUUGCUUUUUGGAACAAUUCUUUCUUUGUUGCUCACAAUGCGCAGGAAGAAGAAUUCAAGUGCAACAUCUUUGACAAUGCAUGCUCAGAGCGCCCUACUUAAUGAGAAUGAUAGUGAAGGGAAGGAAGAAACAGACGUUAUUGUUGUUGGAGCAGGCGUUGCGGGUUCAGCUCUCGCUUACACUCUUGGCAAGGAUGGAAGACGUAUUCAUCUUCUUGAGAGAGAUUUGACUGAACCUGACAGAAUUGUAGGGGAGCUUUUACAGCCAGGCGGUUACUUGAAACUUGUUGAGCUUGGUCUUGAAGAUUGUGUUAAAGGAAUUGAUGCCCAACGUGUGCUGGGCUAUGGGUUGUUUAAGGAAGGAAAACAUACUAAAGUCUCUUAUCCAUUGGAAGGACACAAUGCAGACGUGGCUGGCCGUAGUUUCCACAAUGGACGCUUCAUUCAGCGCCUACGAGAAAAGGCUUCUUCUCUGCCAACGGUUCGAUUGGAGCAAGGAACUGUACUUUCAUUGAUUGAAACGAAUGGAAUUGUGAAGGGUGUGAGGUACAGGUCUACAUCUGGGGAGGAACGUGAAGCAUUAGCCCCUCUUACUAUUGUUUGUGAUGGAUGCUUUUCAAAUUUAAGACGUUCCCUUUGUAAUCCAAAGGAACUGGAACCCGGUAUGGCGGAAUGGCAAUUUUUUUUUCCUUGGGUAGAUGUUCCUUCAUGUUUUGUGGGUCUUGUGCUGGAAAACUGUGAGCUUCCGUACCCUAAUCAUGGACAUGUCAUAUUAGCAGACCCUUCUCCUAUUUUAUUCUAUCCAAUUAGCAGCACAGAGGUUCGUUGCUUAGUUGAUGUACCGGGACAAAAGGUUCCAUCUGUUGCCAGCGGAGAAAUGGCAAAAUAUUUACGAACUGUGGUGGCUCCUCAGCUUCCAGAGCAACUACAAACACCAUUCUUAGCUGCUAUAGAAAGUGGGAACAUACGAACUAUGCCAAACAAGAUCAUGCCAGCCUCACCAUUGCCUAGGCCUGGAGCUCUUCUACUGGGGGAUGCUUUCAAUAUGAGGCAUCCGUUAACUGGUGGAGGAAUGACCGUUGCAUUGUCUGACAUUGUGGUUCUUGAAAGGCUUUUUAAACCUCUUUGUAAUCUUCAUGAUGCUUCAGCACUCUGUGAAUAUGUGGAAUCAUUUUACACUCUACGCAAGCCUGUUGCAUCAACCAUAAAUACAUUGGCAGGUGCUCUGUAUAAGGUCUUCUGUGCUUCACCUGAUCAGGCGAUGAAAGAGAUGCAACAAGCAUGUUUUGACUAUUUAAGUUUGGGAGGCGUGUUUUCCUCUGGACCUGUAGCCUUGCUUUCUGGCCUUAAUCCAAGGCCACUGAGUUUGGUUGUACAUUUCUUUGCAGUGGCUGUAUAUGGUGUUGGUCGUCUACUGUACCCUUUUCCUUCACCAAAACAAUUCUGGCUAGGAGCCCGCCUGCUUUUGGGUGCCUCCAAUAUAAUUUUUCCAAUUAUUAAGGCAGAAGGGGUCAGACAGAUGUUCUUUCCGAAUACAGUUCCUGCAUAUUACAGGGCACCACCUGCACAUAGCAUCCAAGAGAGGAGCAACGGCUAGCGAUUAUAUGGAAUGAAUGCUAUGUCUAUCAUUAAUUGAUUGUACCUCGUGUAUCCAUAUUGAAAAAAUCCAUACCAUACUUUUUUAUGCUAUUCAGAUCACCAUGCGAAAUGUGCAUGGAUGAUUCAACAUUUGAAAUGUUUAAAUUCACAUAUCAAAGUUGAUUCAUCUUGUGAUAUGAAGGUGUAUUAACACAAUAGACCUGAAUUAAUUUGAUUUGCAAUGAGAACAGAUGCUUGAUUUCAAUGAAUUACCAAAUUGGAAAAGCCACACAUCUAUUGCACUAGGUGUUUAGUAUUUCCGAUUUUAAGAUUUUGCUGAUC
Messenger RNA from Cryptomeria japonica (Japanese cedar), 2179 nucleotides. Its product is annotated as squalene monooxygenase SE1. Lineage: Eukaryota; Viridiplantae; Streptophyta; Pinopsida; Cupressales; Cupressaceae. Gene Ontology annotation, biological process: sterol biosynthetic process. The record is from RefSeq and is a predicted model, not a curated record. The transcript is spliced from 9 exons. The coding region runs from base 228 to 1856 and encodes 542 amino acids. Gene Ontology annotation, molecular function: squalene monooxygenase activity; flavin adenine dinucleotide binding. Gene Ontology annotation, cellular component: endoplasmic reticulum; membrane.